UAUAAGUGGUUAAGGAGGAAUAUUGAGUACUCCACCCAGUGUCCAACCUAAUUAAACGAUGUAACUCCUUGACUCUAUAUCUGGAUCCCCUGUUCUAAUUUCGAAGAAACAGUUUUGGUGUUUAUAAAACAUGUUCAAUGAACGCACACCACUCCGUCCGGAGCACAGAAAUGGAUAUACAUCACAUUUUCGACGAUACAACAAGAUUGGGAUAAUUAAUUUUCUUAGUUGUGCAAUGUUGGUGAUUUUAGCUAUGACUUUUAUAAUCCUUUCUUUCGUUUAUUUUGAAAUGGAGGACGAGCCAUUAAAUCCGUUUAGUAUUGAAACAAAUGGUUCAUUUGCUCUAUCCCUAAGUCUAGAAAAUGAUGAGGACUUUGGUUUGGAUGUGAAGCGAGAUGAAAUUUCAGAAGCUUUCAAUUUGGCCAAAAUGGAUUUAAAGCAUAAGGAGAGGCUUGACAGGGAAAAUCCAAUGAUUAGACCAAACAGUCCAUCUUACAGACACCAGCAGACUUUGAAAGGGGAAAACGGUUCUUAUGUUUAUACAGAAAAAGGCUAUUUGAUGAAUAGAGCCAUGGAACAUUUAAUAAGAAAUCAUCCAGAGAAAAGGCAAACCAUAUCUGAAAUUACCACUCAUAACUGGCUGAAUUUGGAAUUCUGCACCAAAGAAAGAGCCAAUUGUGAAUUUCCAUAUAGAAUGAUAAAUGGUUAUUGUAACAAUAAAAAACAUCCGAUGCUGUGGGGAGUAGCAAUGAGACCCUUUGCAAGAGAUCUUUCUGCUGAUUACUGCGAUGGAAUCGGAUCUCCAAGAUGUGCCAAGGACAAAACAUCUUUACCAUCAUCCAGGCUUAUUUCCCUAAAAUUGCAUAGGCCUGAGUACAAAAGUGAUCCUAAGUUUACAUACAUGUUUGCAGUCUGGGGGCAAUUCAUAGAUCACGAUAUGACUUCAACAGCACUCAAUAAAGGUGUGGACGGACAGUUUCUUUCUUGCUGUGGAGGUGUAAACCAUCCUGAAUGUUAUCCCGUCAACAUAUCCAGUGAUGAUCCAUAUUACAGCAAAUUCGGUAUCAAAUGUAUGGAAUUUGUGAGGAGUGCACCUGCACCAACUUGCAAAUUUGGUCGAAGACAACAGCUUAACCAAGUCACAAGCUAUCUUGACGGAUCAGUAGUCUAUGGUAGCAACCAAGAACUUGCAAACGAGCUCAGAGAUUUUUCAGGAGGGAAAUUGAGAAUGUUUUAUACAAAAGAUGGUCGAGAGCUUCUUCCAAUUUCCACUGAUCUAAAUGAUGGUUGUAAUCGGGAAGAGGAGGCAAAAAAGGGGAAAUAUUGUUUUUUGGCAGGUGACAGCAGAGCUAAUGAAAAUCUCCAUCUGACUUCAAUUCAUCUCAUAAUGGCACGACAGCAUAACAGGCUAGCUUCAAAUUUGUCAAUAUUAAAUCCAAAAUGGCAGGACGAGAAGAUAUAUCAGGAGUCUAGAAGGAUUGUCAUUGCACAGAUGCAACAUAUCACUUAUAACGAAUUCCUGAAACCCCUUUUAGGCGAAGAAACUAUGGAGAAAUAUCGUUUAAACCCGGAAGAUUAUGAAUACAAUGAGGAUAUUGACGCUUUGAUGAACAACAAUUUUGCAGCUGCAGCUUUCAGAUUCGCUCACACAUUACUUCCAAAAUUGAUGAAAAUCGCAGCAAAUAAUGCCACGUCACCGGAGCUUGUGUUGCUUCAUAAAAUGCUGUUCAAUCCGUUCCGUCUCUAUGAUGCGGGAAGUCUGGACUCAGUUAUUACCAGUGCGAUGAACACAAGGACAGAUAAACUUGAUAGAUUUUUUAACACUGAGACAACUCAACACCUUUUUCAAGACUUAAAAAAUGUAACAAACAAGACAUGUGGAUUGGAUCUUGUGACGCUGAAUUUGCAGCGUGGACGGGACCACGGUCUACCAGGAUACACUGAAUGGAGGAAGUUCUGCAAUCUCUCUCAGAUUAAAUCAUUUGCAGAUUUACAGCACAUAAUGGACAAAGAUUCUGUUCACGUUUUAAAGAAAUAUUACAAGGACAUUGAGGAUAUUGAUUUAUAUUCUGGGGCAUUAUCAGAAAAUCCCGAGGAAAAUGCGAUCCUUGGACCAACUGCAACAUGUUUAAUAGCAAAGCAAUUUCAUAAAAUCAAAUUUGGUGAUCGUUAUUGGUAUGAAGUAGAAGAAAAGCCACAAGGAUUUACAAAAGAACAACUGAGAGAAAUAAAGAAAACAACAUUGGCUAAAAUAAUUUGUGACAAUUCAGAUUCAAUUGAAGUUAUACAAAAGUAUGUGAUGGAAAUCAUGGAAGACAGUAAUGAUCAGAUCAAUUGUGAUAGUCUUGAAGAAGUAAAUCUUCAGUUGUGGUCAGAUUCGCACAGUCAGGGACAGUUACAAAGUUUAGAAAAAAGGAAUGGGACAAAGCCAUCUGUUAUAAAACUAUAUGCAUCAACUACUCUGGUCCAAGGAGAGAUUUUUGGUGGCUAUGACAACGGGGACUUUGUAAAAUUGUUUGAUGGUACUUUGCCAGCUGAAGUUUAUGUUGAUAACUUCACAGACCCAAAUGGGUAUGAUGUCAGUGCAAUUAUCGAGUGGAAAGGGGUCGCAGUAAACAACUCAUUAUCAGGGUCAUACAGCCUCCCAGUCAUGAGGAACUCGGUGGUCAAAUAUUGGAAAGGGAAUUUCACUGCGCUUGUGAAAUACAAAUGGGGCGGCUCUUUGGACAUAAUCGAGCCAUAUAAGAUCUACAAGUGCAAACUCAUGUUUAACGAUUUUAACAAAAAGGCGAGAAUGACGCUCAAAGGGAAAACCGUAAAAGACCCUGAAAGCUGUACGAUAAUGCUAGCGGGUUCUUUCUAUAAAAAACCAUUUUACUGCGCCUUGACACCUUGGUGGUGCUCUGAUGAAAAGAUUUUCUACUGGUCUGGCGAUGCUGAACUUAUUAUAAGAAAAUUAGCAGCAAACGUUACCGUCCCAGAAAAACUGAAUUAUAAAGCUGUACCACUUGUCAAACUGGAUGGCAAUGAAGAUUAUAUUGCUAAAAACAUAGCAAAAAACAAUAAAUCUGAAAAAAUUAUUACUGUCAGUACAUUUAUUGGAGGUGAAAUAACGGCAAGUUUGGACAUACGAAAUUCCAUAAAUAUUUACAACUGUACAUUUCCAAUGAGUAUAAACACAGAAGAUUUUAUAAGCUCUGAUGAACACUGUAUGAAAACACGUUUGGAGUUUAAAGGAAGUACGAUCAGCAAUAAUACUCUUGCGGGAUCUUUCAGUUUAUCAGUAUUUAAUAGGAUCUGGACUGGGAAUUUCACCGCUCUAGUCACCUCUGAAAAGGGCGGCUCUAUGUGUACCAUUGAGCCUGAAAAACUUUAUAAAUAUAUUAUUAUUUUUGACCCGUCUAAACAACUUUCGUCUGUUGAGGAAAAAACAAACUCAGAGAGUUGUACAAUCAUGUUAAGUGGAAAGUUUAACGGAAGAAUGUUUGACUGGAAUGGAAAUUUAGAGAUUAAGUUGAAAAUUUAUAUGCCUGAGAAUUUCCAAACAAAUUCAGAAUUAAAUGGCAAUGAAAAAAUGUUCAAAAGGAUUUUGAACGAAGAACCCCCAAAGCCAGUUUUCAAUAAAAUUAAAACCACCAUAGUAGGUGGGGAAAUUUUAGGCUUUGGCGAUGAUGGCAAGGCAAUACAAAUUUUUGAUGGGAAAUUUCCAGCGGCUGUAAAUUUUGACAAUAUUACUGAUCCAUUUAGUUUUGAUAAUAGUCCGAGAAUCAGUUGUGAAGGGAUUUUUUCUAACAACAGUAUAUCAGGGACAUUUAUUUGGCCAAUAACUAAAGAAGAAAAGACAAAAUAUUGGAGAGGAAAUUUCACUUUGAAUGUUUAUUAUUUACAAUCUCCUUUGUUUGUAAUAGAGCCUCAUAAAAAUUACACGUGCAAGCUCGUAUUCAACAUGAUUCAGCAACCGUCUUUAAAGGAGGAAGGCAACAGCGAGGAAGACACCUGCAUCAUCAUCGUUGGACUGUGGAUUUACAAACAACCCUUUUACUGCUAUUUAAUGCCUUGGUCUUGCAAUAAUAACAAAGCUUAUUAUUGGAAUGGAGAUGUCGAGGUGAUUUUAAAGAGUCGAGGAUUGAAUUAUUAUCCUCAGAAUGAUUAUUCACAAUUUAUGAAUGAUCACAAGAAUGAUUCGUACCACAAUACUUUUAUUAAUAUACAUAGGCAUACAGUAGAGGGCAAAGUGAGGAAUGGCUAUGUUAAAGUUUACCGACCGAACAAACUGGAAGUCUGGAACGGUGGUCUUCCAGUUGAUAUCCAGCUACCCGUCUUUUGGCAGCCGGACCCAGACGUGAACAAUUUGCAUGACAACUACACGCAUGGAGUUCUAUUCAGCUGUUCAUUCUUCCAAUCUUCUAUCCAAGGAUCUUUCAAGCUACCACAGUAUACGAAAUUCGGUUUGAUAGAAUGGGCAAUAGGGACAUUUUCGUUUCAAGUCGCCCCUUUAAAAGGGGGUACUUUGUAUGAUAUGCUUAUGCCAAAUGUUGAGUAUUAUUCGUCAAUUCACUUUCACGAUAUUGACAAAAAAAUGCCAAUUUUGCAUCUCGAGAAUGGCAAGACGUUCGGCGGAAGACAAAAUUUGAACAUGACAAUUUUAAUUUUAGGCAAGCAUAAUUUUGGUCCGAGCAAAACAUUCACUUGGAAUGGGAAAUUUUAUAUCAUCAUUGACAACAUCCCAUACAUGCAAAGAUUAAUAUAAAAGGUUGUCUCCCAAAAUUGUUUAAUUGGAAAAAACGUAGAUUUUUAUUUAAGAACUGGCAUUGAAUUAGAGGUAUAAUUUAAUAAUUUAGCAUCAAGAAAUUUAAAUAACUCAAUAUAUUACAGUAGAAUCUGUAUUUAACUAUAAAACUGUACAUAUUUGAUUUAAAAUGCAUUUUAUUGUGAUUUUAUUGUACAUUUAGGUUAAGUUUACUUAACAAUAAAUAAGUUAUUUUAUAUUAUUAGGAACCAUUAUAACCAUCAUCAUUAUAAAUGCAAUCUGAUAUGUAAAAUGAAGACAGUAUUAUAUUAUUAUGGAAAUAUUUUUUUUAAUAAGAAAAAAUAUCUGUCUGUCAUCACAUUAGAAAAACAAUUGUAAGAAGAAAUGCAAUUGUUUUUAAAAGCACUUUAUCCCUGGAUAUUUGAAACUAAUACAAUAAAAUGACUAUUUUAAGGUUUUUAAAAGUUUAAUUAAUUCUUUUUAUUUACUUUUAUAAAUGAUUUUGAAUUGAAUGCUAUUGAGCAUUAAAGAAACAAAGAUUUUACACUAAUGUAAGUACAAUGAAGUUAAUAAAAUUUACAUUUUUAGAA
This is a messenger RNA of Cimex lectularius (bed bug), 5340 nucleotides long. RefSeq lists its product as uncharacterized. Lineage: Eukaryota; Metazoa; Arthropoda; Insecta; Hemiptera; Cimicidae. The transcript is spliced from 16 exons. Gene Ontology annotation, biological process: response to oxidative stress. Bases 131 to 4750 code for a protein of 1539 amino acids. The record is from RefSeq and is a predicted model, not a curated record. Gene Ontology annotation, molecular function: heme binding; peroxidase activity.